Zasmidium cellare ATCC 36951 is the source of this 741-nucleotide messenger RNA. RefSeq lists its product as uncharacterized. The transcript has 3 exons. The coding region runs from base 1 to 741 and encodes 246 amino acids. The record is from RefSeq and is a predicted model, not a curated record. Lineage: Eukaryota; Fungi; Ascomycota; Dothideomycetes; Mycosphaerellales; Mycosphaerellaceae.
AUGGCCCGAACCAAAUCCCGCACGGCUGUCGCAAAGCUGCGACAAGCGAACAAGGACAGAGAGGCGAAGGCUAACAAGCUCGGCAUGCUCGCUACUCAGACGUCUGCGGGUGUGGAUCCGAACACGGAACCCUGCAAUGUGACAACCUCAACCAGCCUCUUGGGCGGCGGGUUUACAAGCAAGGCGGAUCGCAAACGCAAGCGUGCUGCUUCUUCCAGUGACUCGGAUAACCCGCUCAGUCUCCGUGCGUUCGAGACACCACGUGCCUCGAGGAUCAAAAAGGAACCUGUUAGCGAUGAUGAGUCUGUCGUCGAAAUCCCGGAGCCCAACAAGGCAGUCACGCAGCCGAAGAAGAAGGUGAAAGUCGAGCCUGUACGUGAUGAGGAGGAAUUGAACCCGCUGGAUGCUUUGGAGAAGGCACUGGGGACGCCUAUCCUUCCGGCGAGCGGUACGCCUGCCGGAGCUUUGUGGUUCGCCUCGAACGAUCAUAGUGACUAUGACCCAGCACUUUCAGACUCGCCGGCAAAAUCUGCACCUGAAGUGGCCCAGCAUACCGCCGAGAAAGAGCCCGUCACCUCAGACGGUCCAGUGAUUUCGGAAGCAGCUGAAAGCAGAGCGAAAGGAAGCAGAGGAGGCCCAGAAGCAGUCCAAGGAACAGGGACAGGAGACGGAGGACCGCGGAGACCUUCCACCAGCUCGAGCCGCUACCAAGGUCCAGAAAGACGCAAUCAAGGCGCAUGA